Molecule: messenger RNA, 6824 nt
Organism: Motacilla alba alba
Lineage: Eukaryota; Metazoa; Chordata; Aves; Passeriformes; Motacillidae
Gene: TMEM86A
Product: transmembrane protein 86A
Exons: 3
Coding region: 249-962 (237 amino acids)
Cellular component (GO): membrane
Source: RefSeq, a predicted model, not a curated record
GGCGCUCGCCCUCCCGGCGGUGGGCCCGGGGCUGGGGCCGCCCGCUCCGACCGGCGCCGCCCGCCCGGGCGGGUCCGGGGCCGCCCCCUCCUUCUGCCCGCAGCGCAUUCGCCGCGGGGGCCCCUCUCUGUGACGUCAGCGCCGCCUAAAACAGCGCCCCGGCAGGCGGGCAGGGCACGGGCUGGGCAGCGGCCGCAGCGGCGACAGCGACAGCGGCGACAGCAGCAGCGCGCCCCGCCGCCGCCGACAUGGUGUCCCCCGUCACCGUGGUGAAGAGUGAAGGCCCCAAACUGGUCCCCUUCUUUAAAGCCACUUGUGUCUAUUUUGUCCUCUGGCUGCCAACUUCCAGCCCCUCCUGGUUCAGUGCCCUCAUUAAAUGUCUGCCCAUCUUUUGCCUGUGGGUUUUCCUUCUGGCUCAUGGGAUUAACUUCUUAGUGUCACACCGGAGUGCCAGCCGCAUCCUAGCGGGACUCAUAUUCUCGGCAGUGGGAGAUGCCUUUCUCAUCUGGCAGGAGCAAGGCUACUUCAUUCAUGGUCUGCUGAUGUUCGGCAUCACACACAUCCUGUACUCUUCAGCCUUUGGCAUGAAGCCUUUGGACCUCAAAGCCGGCUUGCUGAUGGGCAUCGUUUCCAGUUCCUGCUAUGCCUUCCUGUAUUCCUACCUCUCGGGUCCGUUCACCUACCUGGUGGCCGUCUACAUCGCCCUCAUCGGCUUCAUGGGCUGGCGGGCGGUGGCGGGCGUGCAGCUGUGCAACGACCUGUGGACGUGGACCAAGCUGUCGGCCUGCGUGGGCGCCAUGCUCUUCAUGGUGUCGGACCUGACCAUCGCGCUCAACGAGUUCUGCUUCCCCGUGCCCUACUCGCGCUUCAUCAUCAUGGCCACCUACUACGCGGCCCAAAUGCUGAUCGCGCUCUCGGCCGUGGAGACCAGAGACGAAGAGGACUUCAGGAAGAGGAGCUAGGUGGAGUGCCAAUAGUCUGUGAACACAUGGGUUAUAUCUCAGGUGCUGUAGCUGCAUUCACCCCUGAGAGAGAUCUCCAUUUCUCUAGGCACACUGGUGAUGUUGAUUUUGCUUCUUUGAAGCAUUACCUUUGGGAAUUACAUUUUUUUCGUUGGCUUUCUCUGAAUACAGCUUACUUCAGUGUGGAGUCCACAUCAGAAAGCUUAGACUGUCCCUGCAGUAGUUACUCAUUCAACUUUUCCUUCUUGGAAGUGCUGUACUACUGCAUUUUACUUGUUAGUCUUGAAAUUGAUGCUGAAUGUCUGGGAAGAGGAGGGCUGGUGGAAAGGAGGUUUGGCCGUGCACUGUGCUAAAAGGCUUGCUCUCGACUAUAGGCAGACAGGCACAAUCUCUGCUACAGUCAUAGGUAAAAAUUAAUUUAACUGAUGUUUGUCUCUUUUUGUGCAUUACAGUAUGCAAACUGGAGCUAUUCCUCUACUGAAAGGAAGCUUAGAGGGAGAAUAAAAAGAGCAUAUCCAGCUGUGAGCUGAGCUCUGGAGUCAAUGCAGUGUGUGUGGCCGUACCCAGCAGAGCCAGUACGAAAGCAGAACCCCAAGCUGAGGGCACAGAGCAAGAGGUGUGCUGGCAGUGCUGUGUGCUUUGAUUGCAGUGUUCACUGCUCCAGGGCAGGUCUCUAGGUGCAGGUCAGCAUUGCUACCUGUGGCAGAGCUGUGGAGAGCAGGAGUUGGGUGGGAUUUCAGGGACAUCUCAGUGUUCUCCCUCUCCACGUGCACAUAGUUACACAGUGCCUGCAGCCACCAGUGAAAUGUAAUGGGCACAUGAGGAACUUUGAUUUUUAAAACAGAACUUACUCAUUGUCUUAGUGUGUGUCCUAAUUAUCCUUAGUAUGGCAGACAGGCAUCUAAUCUUUAUGCCUUUUUCCUCCAAUGUCCUAACAAGUAGUAUUCCAUGUACCCAUUAAGUUUUAGUAGCACUUCCAGUAGUACUUCUAGUACUGCUGCCUGCAGUAUCUUAAAUCUUUGUGUGAGCAUUUCCUGUGAUCAAGGCCCUGAUUUUGGAUGUAGAUUGCCACGUUUUGCCAGCUGGUGGAAAACAAUCCUCUUUGCACCACUUCUUUUUUUGUCAGAAAGCCCCUUUUCAGCAGAGCUUCCUGAAAAGCACUGUCCUUUGCGUUCAACACGCCUGCCACUUCCUUCUCAAACUCAUAUGAACUCACAUAGAACCCUGCUAGCAUUUCCCUUGUGUUCAGAGGUGCUGAGUGGAUCUCCUGCUCCUCUCCAGCCUCACCUGGUGUGCCUGGCAGGGAAUAGGCAUUGCCUCCUCACGACUUCUCCAUCAGAGCAAUGCAGCCAGUAUUACAGAAAUCUGGGUUAGCAUCCUGACCCCGUGGGGGCAUCUGCUGCCUUUCAGACAGGGAUCAGAAAGGUCAGCUGCAUUAUGGAGAGGGAAAGCACUGUAGGUAGCAGAGGCCUGUGUAAUCCCUUCCCUUUAAUGCUGUUAUGUAAUUCUGUCAGUAUUCAUUCACUGGCACAUGGGGGCCUGCCUGGAGUAAACAGCCAAGGGAAUUUAGAGCCAUACACCAUUUUCAUUCAUCAGCAUUGCUUAUCUCCUGGCCACAGAUUGAACCCUGCAGUGUAGCUCUCUACAGAUGUCACCUGCUGUUGCUCAGGUUGGCUGUUUGCAAAUCUCCUCCUGCAACAAAGUGACCCAGCUGAGAGGAAGUCUAAGCAUUUGGGGUGAACCCCACCAUCCUCCCAGCAUGUGAGCUAACAGCACACUGCAGUCUUUGAAUCCCAGUUCCUUGGCAUGGGUCAGCACACUCAGUCCUUAGCUGGCAGUUCUUCAGAGGAGCUCCCUCACAUCCUGAACUUCCCUUUGCUUUGAGGGAAAUGCUCGUGUGAUCAAGUAAGCUUUAUUUAAAAGUCUUGAGUUUUGAUUCUCUUUUUUCCCUCUCUAGAAAUGAGUAGUCUUGAACUGCCUGAAAAUAGCUGAGUUGCUUUUCUGUGUGCUUUUUCUUCUUGGCAGGCUUUGCUGUCCUGCUGUACCAUCAGUCACUGAAUACCUGCAGAAAAGAGUCUUGAUGUGUUUUUAGGAGGCCUCUCCUCUCCACAGGCCAUGAGAGGUGCAGUUUCUGGUGUCAGGAUGGGAAAGCAGAAACUUGUGCAGCCCAAGUGAGCUGCUGUUCCCUUGCUGUUCUGGAACAGGUCACCUGGAGUGACCUGGCUGGGACACAUUGGCCAGUCACACUGGCUCCAUCCCGCUGCUGCAACAGUUUCAGCCUUCCCAGGAACAUGGGGCAGAGCCCUCAGCAUACAAAGGAGAGUCCUGGUUGGCUUGGAGGUUUGCUGGCAAGGGCUCUUAAUCUUCAAAAUCUCUCUCUGCCUCUGCAUUCCUCUUCCUAAUCCAUAUUACUUGAAUGAGACCAUUUUCCUGGAGACUCUUUCCUUCUGGGAAGAGACCAGCUGCUGUGGACUGUGAUCUGACACAAUUUUGAGAUGCCUAAAUCCUGAGAAGCACUAAGCAGUUGCUGGCAGUCUGUUAAAUAACUUUUCCUCUGAUUAAAACUGUUCCCUCAAUCCCAGCGAGGGCAAUCUUCACUUUGAAAUAGAGCAAAAAAAAAGGAGUGGUGUUCAUAUGUGAGAAAUGGUGUUACUGUACUGUCUGUGGGGCUGCCUUUGUGGACCCUCCUGUUGCCUCUUUGCACUGUAAAACUGAGGUUCAAUCCAUUCUUCUCCUUUUCAGGAGUACAGUCCUUGAGAAGCACCCAGUCUUUGGCCCAGGAAUGUUACAGAGGGAAUGAAGCCUUCCAAGUGGUGUAGUGUUCCUGGCCCCAGCAGCAGCAGCAGCUCCUUUUGUUGCUAAGCACAGAUGCUUUCUUUUCACACUGCUGUAUCCAAACAUUCUUCUGCAAACGCUGUCUAUGGUCACUUGAGCUUACACAGGUGGUUUGGUUACUUUCUGUAGUUCUCACCCUCUUGGAGGUCCUUUGGCUCUUUAAUUGGACAUAUAAAAGAUGCAGCACGUUUACUUCAGCCUCUUUCUGUAGGCAGAUCCUCCUUGCACAGAACUCCUAGGGUCAGUCAGAGAAGCAGUGCUAAUUGCAACUUGUUUUUAAGUGCUAGUAAUGCUUCUGGGCUGUGUCACAGGGUGAUGCUCAUGUAGAAAUGGCAGGUCAAGAAGAACAAAGCCAGAGGAUUUUAACUUCAAGCUUUACUCUUACUCUGUGCUGGAUACCUGGCUUCUUACUCCUCCAUAUUGAGGCAUCUGUAAGACUGAUUGGUUUAAGGAUUACACUAACAUGGCUUUUGAGUAGAUUGCUUGAAGGUUUCCUGUUGUCAUCAGUAGAGGCAAUUUAUAUAUUUUUACACGAGUUUAUAAAAUUCUCAGUAGGAACUUGGCAGUUUUUAGUGGCUCUUCAAAGUUUUCCAGACUUCUUGUUUGACACUAACACCUGCAUUUUCAUCUUGCUAUCGUGGUAUUUUUGGGAGCUGUUCUGGAAGAAGCAGAUCAAAGCAAGUAGCAACUGUAGAUCUCAGUGGCAGGUAUUUCUCUUUGCUUGGUUUCUGAAUAGACAGGGGUCUUUUAAGCAGAGGCAUCAUAACUGUGUUCUUGGAAGACGAUGGGAAGUUGCUGACACCUCAUGACAGAAAUCCUCCUGGGUAAUUCUCCUGCCUUUUAUCCCUGCUCACUCCUUUUGUGGCCUUGGGUGAGUCACUUAAAUUUUCUGGGGCCAGGAGCACAUGUGGUGUAUGAGGACCAGUGCAAUGCCAAGUUAUCCCAGCAGGAGACCAGGCUCUUAUCCCGUUCUAAAAUGGAAAUAUUACCCCUUACCUACCUCACAAGGAUAUCCUGAGGAUUGAUAAUGCUCAUACAGCACACUUUGAAGAUGUCAAGUGCUAUGUAAGUCAUAAGUAUUAUCCAGCUUUAUUGUUAAAAUUGCUUUUAGCGAUCUGCAGGACUUCUCUUAAAGCACAGAAUGUGUGACUGCCUUUUCAAUUUGCAUCAGAUAGAAAAAAAAAUGGAAAAUAUUUAUUCAUGCUUGUUAACAGGAUAGGCUCAGCUACACUUGAAAUCUGAGGGAGGUUUAGCUUAAAAAUCUGAACUCUCUAAUUUCAGUUUUGCAAAUGAUUUUUAGUUCUUCUAAAAGUCUUGACCAAAUUCUUAGCUGUGAACCUUGCAUCCAAUUUUUGCAGUCUGGUCUUGUCCCUCAUUGUUAGCUAGAGUAAAUAUAAUCCAGCCAAAACAGAGUGCCUCACAGUCUGCUGUGGCUUUUGAAAAAGCUGGAACAGAAAAUGAAGUAAUUCUGUUCAACCUUCAGUCUGCAGAAGGUCAGCUAGGUUUCAUGAGACAACUUUCAAAGGGAUGUUUAAUUUCUCUGAUUGUAAGUUUCACAGGCUUUAAAAUCAGCAGAGAGAGUAAGCCUUGAUGGAAUCAAUAAGGUUGGCACAUCCUUCUUGGAUUCCUUUUUUUUCAUCCAAAUGAAGGAAGCAGUGGGUUUUGUAGCAAAGGAGGUGCUUGUACCACCAGUUCCAUGGCCCAGAACAAAAGCUGAUCUAGAAAUACAGCUCUCAACCAUCACUGUGUUCUCAACUAGGAUAAAAAUGCCAUUGUUCACUGAUCUAAAUCUGGACCACAGCUAGAAACUACCUAGUUUUUGUAGCACUAGCUGCUGUACAAACACAAAUGAAGGCAAGGAAUUACACACCAAGGAAUGUGAGCUGUGUACUUGUGAAAUGGACCAUUAUUUGGAAGCAGCUGCAGUAAAAUCUUAAUAUGAACUCAGAAGCAAACACAAUGCAAAUUUUUAUGGUUUCUUUAAAAUAUUUGAUGGGUUUUCAUUUUCGUAGUUUCGAGAAAAUUUUCUUAAUGUUAUUUUAUUUUUGCUCUUACUGUAAAGAAUAAAAAUACACAACUCUAGACAGACUACAAAGGAAAAAAAAAGUGGCCAGUUGGCAGGAAUGCCAAAACUUCUGUGGUCUGUAUUGUUUCUGUGGUGACAUUAUGCUGCUGUUGGGUGAGCUACUGGAGUGGUGUGAUGGCUCAAAAGUGAGGCUGAAGCACAAGAUGCAGGUGUUGAGCCACCAAGACUUCAGUGGGAGCAUAACUGGGCCAAUUUGGAUCAGUCAAAAGACAGAGCAUAAGGAAAUUAAAGACACCUUUUCCUGACAGAAGAAAAGCAAGAAACCAAAACCAGCCCAUUGGGCGAUGGUGCUGAAUCACUACAAACAUUUUUAUCUAGACCCUGCUGGUGCAGGUUCCUGCUGGACCAAGCCUUGCACCUAAUUCAGCUGGGGAGGCUUGCUCCAAGCCUAUGGUGCUGGCAGGGUCAGGCCAGCAGAACCUGAAGCUUUAUUAAAUAAAACUCAAAAAUCAGAAAGCAACAACAAAAACAAGUACAACCCCCCCCCCGCCCCCCAAAAAAAAAAAAAAAAAAAAAAAAAAUAAACAAACCAAAAAAACCAAGGAAGGAGAAAGCAAAUGCCACUGGGUAAGUGGCAGUUCUGCCUGCCUGAGAAUGCAGAGUGGCUGGUCUGUCCUGAACACUAAUCUCUAUGUCUUGGACCCAUUUGAGUCUCUUGCUCCAGUCCCUCUCCCACACAUUCCAGGCAGAGUGCACUGAAAAUGUGACUGAAGCAGCUGCUCUCCUCUGGGGAGCCAAGCACUUUGCCAUGUCUGAAAGUCUCUAGCGCUUACUUUCUUUACUGUGAUUGUAAAGGUCACCACAUACAGUACAGCCACUUGAUCUGGGAUCUUUUCUUAACACAUUUUUAUGCUGAUUUUACUAUUCUUUGUUUGGAAUGUAAUUUUUUUUCUCAUUUCUUCUGUGUGUAACAGCAAUUAAAAAUAUUAAUUUACUCUGUA